Messenger RNA from Anopheles coustani, 1789 nucleotides. RefSeq names its product carboxypeptidase Q-like. The record is from RefSeq and is a predicted model, not a curated record. Lineage: Eukaryota; Metazoa; Arthropoda; Insecta; Diptera; Culicidae. The transcript is spliced from 3 exons. Gene Ontology annotation, molecular function: metallodipeptidase activity. Bases 265 to 1716 code for a protein of 483 amino acids. Gene Ontology annotation, biological process: peptide catabolic process; proteolysis.
AUAGCGUAUUGUACUGGGGCAUGCCACGUUUGGCAUUAUUUCAGAGCAAUUACUCCUAUCUACCCAAGAAUUGAUUUUGUUAUCAUUGAGCUCCACCUGAAGUGCGAUUAUUGAUAGCGAAGAUUUAGGUUUUACAGAGCUGAAGAGGGGUAUUCAAAUUUUGUCUUAUCUUGUCUGUACCUUGCAUCAAUCAAUGGUUUUGCUCAUAUUAAACAGUGUACCGUAGAAGGAGCAAUACUAGUCGCUUUACAAUUGUUCAGCAAGAUGGAACGAGGUCGAGUGUUCCUAUUUGUAGUGAUUGUCACAAUAGCAAUUCCUCUAACCGCCGUAUCAGCUGCCGAUGAGAAGUGUGAUCUUCCAAGAAGCCUUCGAAGGGAAAUACAACAAUACCAACCGGUGGUGGAUCAAAUAUUCGAACGAAUUGUAUCGGGCGAGUUUGCUGGUAAAACAUGGGAAAGUUUGCUGGAUUUCACUGAUCGGUUUGGACCGAGGUUGUCCGGUUCGAAGCAACUGGAGGAUGCAAUCGAUUUCGCCGUCAAAGAAAUGAUCAACGAUGGACUCGAGAAUGUCCACACUGAAGACGCACUUGUACCGCAUUGGGAAAGAGGUCGGGAGUGGGCACAAUUGGUUGAACCGUUCCGUAAGAAUCUGCCCAUGCUCGGGUUAGGUAGAGCUGUCGGCACACCGCCUGAAGGCAUUAUGGCUGAAAUAAUCGCUGUGGAAUCGUUUGACGAAUUCGAAAGCUUUAGUGCUGAAGAAGUGCAGGGUAAAAUAGUAGUUUUUGCACCAGCAUGGGUUGGCUACGGCCCAACUGGUCGUUACCGUUACGAAUCGGCUUCAGUCGCUGCAAAAAAAGGAGCUAUUGGAGUACUUGUUCGUUCCAUGACGCCGUUCUCGAUCGGGACUCCACACACCGGCACCCUUCGAUAUGAUCCCAAUGUGCGCCGUAUUCCGGCAGCUGCAAUCACAGUUGAAGAUGCAAUGUUACUCCUUCGAAAGUUCCGUCGUGGGGAUCGUAUGGUUGUGCAUCUAAAAAUGGAUGCGGUCAACCUUGAACCUACAAUUUCGCGCAACACAAUCGGUGAGCUGCAAGGCUCAACAUUCCAAAACACGUCCGUGGUAGUGGUUUCGGGACAUAUGGACAGUUGGGACGUCGGCACCGGAGCAUCGGAUGAUGCUGGUGGCGUGUUCGUAUCAUGGAAAGCUGUAGCUUUCCUCAAAGCCAUGGGGUUGCGCCCGAAACGUACAAUCCGAGCCAUUGCUUGGACAGCCGAAGAGCAGGGUCUGGAGGGAGUGAGUGUUUACGAGAGGCAGCACGCGGCAGAUGAGAGAGAAGAAUUUAACGUAUUUUUUGAAUCCGACUCGGGAACGUACGAGCCUACUGGGCUCGAUUUUUCAGGCAACCCGGAGGCUCGUUGCAUUUUUGCAGAAAUUGCCAAACUCAUGCGUGGAUUCUCGGAGUUUACCUACACAAAUGGUACCGUUGGAUCCGACAUCGGAAAUUGGGUUGGUCGAGGAUUUCCAGGAGUUUCGCUGCGUAAUAAGAAUGAAAAUUACUUUUGGUAUCAUCAUACAGAAGGCGAUACGAUCGAGCUGGAAGAUCCGGAAGCUUUAGAUAAAAGUACAGCCCUGUGGGCAGCGACGGCUUACGUUAUUGCCGAUUUGAGCAUCGAUAUACCAAAAGAACCUGUUGGGUACAGUCCUAAUGCUUUGUAGUGCAAUGUUGAAUGCAAAAUCAAUAGAGUUUGUUAUACUGUUCAAUAAACAUGGUUGAAUGUAUAUUGGUUCA